AUGGUGAAGAUUGCUAUUGCCGGCCCUGGGCGAAGACUAACUAAACAUUUGCGAACAGAGGUUGCCCGUGAGGUCAUCGAUGCCCUCGUGGCCACGGGCAAGCACGAGAUCAUUAUCUUGUCUCGAAAGGAACCAGCCCCUGAACAAGCUGGAGCGGGCGUCACAUGGGUUAAGGUCGACUACCAGGACUUCAAGGGCCUUGUUCAGAUUCUGCACGGCGUCCACACAGUUCUGUCGUUCAUCGUUGUGCAACAAGACCCAGAAAAUGCAUCCCAAAAGGCUCUGAUUGAUGCCGCUAUCGAGGCUGGGGUUAAGAGGUUUGCCCCGAGCGAAUGGAUCCAAUCUGGAGUAACCGACGGCAAGGCCGAGGUCAGAAGGUACUUGGAAGGGAAGAACAAGGAUAAGAGGGUGAUCGAGUACUGCCUCUUCCGCCCGAGCAUCUUCCUCAACUAUGUAGCCGGCAGGCGGAAGACCGCCAAGCACCUGGUGGCCAUUGACUGGUUCGUCGAUAUCGACAACUGCCGUGCCAUCGUCCCCGGAAGCGCUCUACACAGGAGCAGCCUUGUUACGGUACAAGACGUCGCCAAGAUUGUUGCAAAGGCUGUUGACCACGAGGGCGAGUGGCCCAUAGUCGGCGGCAUCAACGGAAAUACCGUAUCCCUCGCCGACCAGAUAGCCAUCGGAGAGAAUAUCACGGGAAAACCUUUCAAGGUUGAAGUCCUUGAUCUUGAGGAUCUCAAGAAGGGAGUGUUCGGGGCAUCCUGGGUGCCGGUGUUUGACAACCCGGCGCUGAGCCAUCUCGACCAGGCUACCAAGGUGGAGGUUUGCAAACAGAUUUCAUGCCAAAUCCUGCUCUCCAUUGCAAAUGGCGACACUGUCGCUACGGACGAGUGGAACAAAAUCUUCGUGGGCUACAAGUUUACGGGGCUCGAGGAAUUCGUGACGAAGGUCUGGGCAGAUAAGUGGGAGGCCUGA
Canariomyces notabilis is the source of this 975-nucleotide messenger RNA. RefSeq names its product NAD(P)-binding protein. The transcript is spliced from 6 exons. Bases 1 to 975 code for a protein of 324 amino acids. The record is from RefSeq and is a predicted model, not a curated record. NCBI's taxonomy places the organism in Eukaryota, Fungi, Ascomycota, Sordariomycetes, Sordariales, Chaetomiaceae.